AUGUCAACACUAUCGAUUCCACCACUGGUGCAAUUAUCAAUUCUUGUGUUAUUAUCUAUUUUAUUCAUAUGGAUUUAUCAAUCAUGUUCACAGUCAACUGUUUCACAUUCAACCGCUUCACAGUCAAUUAUUUUACCGAUCAAUAGUGGUUGUCAACAAUCUCUCGUAGAAAGUGAUGAAUUUAUUUGCGAACCGGAUUCUCUCUGGAAUGAACGUAAACAUGUCUAUCAUGCUCAAGAUAAAGAGAAUAUGAUGAAACGUAAAGAUGCUAUCUAUUUUUUGUCGAAUUGGGAACCGAAUUUUCAUUGUUCACAUGCUCGACGUAUUGGCGAUAUGGGCGAUGGUGGCAAAUGGGUCUGCGAUCCUUAUCGAUUGAAAUCACGUCAUGAUUGUCUAGUUUAUAGUGUCGGGUCGAGGGGUGAUUUUUCAUUCGAAAAUUACAUGAAAAAACUCAUGCCUCAAUGUGAAAUUCAUGCAUUCGAUAAAAUUCUAUACUCGUGUCCGAUUAAAACGUGUAGUUUUCAUCAGAUCAUAUUCGGCACUGGAAUUGAACCAAAUGGUUCAAAGAAUUGGAUGACUAUUAUUCAAGAAUUAAAUCAUAUAAAUCGAUCGAUUGAUAUACUUAAAAUUGAUAUUGAAGGUAGUGAAUAUUCAUUCUUUCCUCUUCUAUUCAAUUCGAACAAGAUUUCAUUUCCGCGACAAAUCCUUGUUGAACUUCAUCCGAUAAAUGUCAGCAUUGUUCAUGGCUUCUUCGAUCUCUUGCGCAACAAUAACUACGUUAUUUUCAACAAAGAAAACAAUCUUUUAGCAGGUCCUUAUUUUUUUGAAUAUGGUUUUUUAAAAUUAAAUCCACAUUUUUUCAUUCAAUCUCACCAUAGUAAAGUCAAGAAAUAA
This is a messenger RNA of Rotaria sp. Silwood2, 894 nucleotides long. Lineage: Eukaryota; Metazoa; Rotifera; Eurotatoria; Philodinida; Philodinidae. The record is from the annotation of a GenBank genome assembly.